Messenger RNA from Rotaria sp. Silwood1, 522 nucleotides. Lineage: Eukaryota; Metazoa; Rotifera; Eurotatoria; Philodinida; Philodinidae. The record is from the annotation of a GenBank genome assembly.
AUGACAAAUCAUCGUGUUGUUAAAACGGCACUCAACAAUGGGCAAACUGUAUCGCUGGUAGUGGCUGGCACAGGAUGUCCUGGUCCUGUGCCUAAUAUGCUUGAUCAUCCGCAUGGAAUUUUCGUUGAUAAUCAAUUCAACUUAUACGUAGCUGAUACAGACAAUAACAGAAUUCAAUUCUUUGCACCGGAUCAAAAAAACGGAAUAACAAUGGUUGGUUACGGAGCAAAGGUGCGAUUUAUACUUAAUAGACCUACCAGUAUUGUACUCGAUGGUGAUGGUUAUCUAUUUAUUGUGGAAAGUCAAAAUCAUCGAAUCAUCCGAUCAAUUCCAAAUGGAUUCAAAUGCUUGGUUGGAUGUUCUGGUAAUAGUGGAGCAACAUCAAGUCAAUUGGACUAUCCACAAUCAAUGGCUUUCGACACAACUGGAAACAUAUUUGUGAGUGAUUUCAACAAUCAUCGAAUUCAAAAAUUCCAGUUAACUAGAAAUUCAUGUGGUAUGUCUAUUUCUAUUUGUGACUGA